Fusarium pseudograminearum CS3096 is the source of this 1641-nucleotide messenger RNA. RefSeq lists its product as uncharacterized. Gene Ontology annotation, molecular function: RNA binding. NCBI's taxonomy places the organism in Eukaryota, Fungi, Ascomycota, Sordariomycetes, Hypocreales, Nectriaceae. Bases 1 to 1641 code for a protein of 546 amino acids. The transcript has 5 exons. The record is from RefSeq and is a predicted model, not a curated record.
AUGACCGAGCCCGAGAACUUCGAGGACGAUCUCUUCGCCGAUCUCUACGACGAUAACGAUGCCCCAAAGCCCGCGCCUGCUGCCCCUGUUGCAGCUCCUGCAGCUCCCCCUGCCCCAGAGGUGCAGCCUCCUACUAACAACACCCACGACAACGACGACCACAAUGCAACAUACCAACAUCAAGACGUAGGAGCUGAUGAACACAUGACUCAAGAUCAAGAUGACGACGACGACGAUGUUGAUUUCAAUCUUGGCGGAGGAGGAGGCUAUGGCAGUCACACAGGCCAGGCUGGUAUGCAUGAUGAUGAUCAAGCACCUCCCUACGGAACUGUUCAUAAGGCAAGUGCCAAAGAAGAUGGUAAAAUGUUCAUUGGUGGUCUCAACUGGGAAACUACCGACCAAUCUCUGAGAGACUACUUCGCCCAAUUCGGCGAGGUCGUUGAAUGCACCGUCAUGAGAGAUAGCAGCACAGGACGAUCACGAGGAUUCGGUUUUCUCACAUUUAAGGAUGCCAAGACAGUUAACAUCGUGAUGGUCAAGGAGCAUUUCCUGGAUGGCAAGAUUAUUGAUCCCAAGCGGGCCAUUCCCCGAGACGAGCAAGAAAAGACAAGCAAGAUCUUCGUUGGUGGUGUCAGCCAAGAGACAACCGACCAGGAGUUCAAGGAAUACUUUGCCCAGUUUGGUCGCGUCGUGGACGCGACCCUCAUGAUGGACAAAGAUACCGGCCGGCCACGAGGGUUCGGCUUUGUCACGUUUGAGAACGAAGCCGGUGUCGAUGCCUGCAUCAACGUCCCACUAGAGAUCCACGGAAAGCCUAUCGAAGUCAAGAAGGCUCAGCCUAGAGGCAACCUUAGAGAAGAAGAGGAGGCCUCGCGACGUGGCAAGUUCAGAAAGGAUGGCGACCAGUCUAACCAAGGCUCUAUGGGCCAGCAAAUGGGCAACAACAAUGGCAUGACACCUCAGGUCAUGGCCCAAUACUUUCAACGUAUGCAGCAAUACUUCACCAUGAUGCAGUCCCAGAUGGCCAUGAGCCGAGGAAUGCCCAUGAACCCAGCCAUGUGGCAGAACAUGAUGCAGAUGCAGCAGAUGCAGCAGCAGAUGAUGGGUGGCCGGGGAGGCGGCGCCAAUGCCCAAAACAUGAUGCAGAACAUGAACCCUCAGAUGGCGCAACAGAUGCAACAGCAAAUGCAACAGAUGAUGCAGCAACAGGGUCAGCAAGGCGGCCAAGACGCUGGCUCAGGCAGUGCCAGUCCCACUGCAUCAGCCAACGGUGGUGCCGGCCGAGGAUAUGACAACAACAAUAAUUUCAACCAGUACCAACAGCAACAACCCCAGGGCGGCCGUCGUGGAGGACGUGGCGGCUACGGUGGCCAUGGAGGAGGACAUGGAGGUUACAACAUGGGCGGAGGUGGCGGAGCUCCAACUUCAUGGGAAGGCAUGUAUGAUGAUGUCCCACAACCAAACCCCAACCAAGGCCCCGGCAGCUUCAAUCGUGCCGGUAGUGUUGGCGGAAGCUCUGACCCUCAACAUGCACCACCCGCCAACGCACCCACUGGUCCCAAGAACGCUGGUAAACCAGGAGCCAACUACCGUGGUGGCGGACGAGGUGGAAACCGCGGAUUCCACCCUUACUCGCGAUAG